Zootermopsis nevadensis is the source of this 681-nucleotide messenger RNA. The record is from the annotation of a RefSeq genome assembly. Lineage: Eukaryota; Metazoa; Arthropoda; Insecta; Blattodea; Termopsidae.
AUGAUAAGAAACUUAUUCUCAGUAUUUGACCCAUCAACAAACAUAUUUAACACAUCAAUAAAUUGAUUAAGAACUAUAUUAGGAUUAUUAAUCAUCCCCACAAUAAUAUGAAUAAUUCCAUCUCGAAACAACGCAGCAUGAAAUAAAACAAUAAAAAAAAUACACGAAGAGCUUAAAACACUCCUAGGAACAAAAAAAAUCAACAACGGAAGAACACUUAUAUUCACGUCAUUAUUCUCAAUAAUCCUAAUAAACAAUACUUUAGGCUUAUUCCCAUACAUCUUUACUAGAACCAGACACCUAACAUUAACAUUAACAAUAGCCUUACCAUUAUGAACAAGAUUUAUAAUAUUCGGAUGAAUCAACAACACUAAACACAUAUUAACCCACCUUGUACCACAAGGAACACCACCGAUCCUAAUACCAUUUAUAGUGUGCAUUGAAACAAUCAGAAACAUUAUUCGCCCAGGAACAUUAGCUAUCCGAUUAACAGCAAAUAUAAUUGCAGGUCACCUAUUAAUAACACUACUAGGAGAAAAUGGAUCAUCAAUAGCAUACUCAAUAAUCAGCAUCCUAAUUAUUACACAGAUUGCUCUACUAACAUUAGAGACAGCAGUAGCAAUCAUUCAAUCAUAUGUAUUCGCAGUACUAAGAACAUUAUAUUCUAGAGAAAUCAAUUAA